AUGAAGAUCUUGAGCUGGAACUGUCGGGGCUUGGGGAGAACCCCAACAGUUCAUUCGUUGGUUCGUCUCUCCCGGGAAGAGAAGCCGAUGAUUAUUUUUCUGAUUGAAACGAAGGCUGGUAGGGAGAAGAUUGAACGAUUGAGAAAGAAAUUGCGUAUGCAUGGCUGCUUCUCGGUUGAUUCUAUAGGCGCUUCAGGGGGUUUAGCACUAUUCUGGAACCACUCUAUCACCGUGGACAUUUUAUGCUCUGAUUCCAACAUUAUCGAUUCGAAGGUGACACAGCAAGAUGGUUCUACCUUUUUUAUGACCUCUGUCUAUGGAGCUCCGGUCAGAACUAGAAGGCAAGAUGUGUGGAAUCGAUUAAUUCAAAUUGGUGGAGGAUGGCAUAUAGAUUGGUUAUGCUACGGUGACUUCAAUUCCUUCUUGUCUUGGCAUGAGAAGCAGGGUGGCAAUAGAAUCGGCCAGAGAGAUAUUGAUAAUUUCAAAGAUUUGGUGAACACUUGUGCGUUGGUGGUCAUUGGCACACAUGGACCUUGCUACACUUGGAACAACAAGAGGAAGGGUAACUCCAACAUUAGAAUCAAAUUAGAUAGAGCUAUGGCUAAUGAUGCUUGGAGUUCGUCAUACCUAGAUGUUGCUGUGUUUGUUAAACCUGUGGCUAUUACUAAGCUUCAGGAGGGUCCCCCCAGGGAUGACUAUCAGAAGCAGGAGGAUUGUCUCAUUUCUUUUCUUAAUGAGGAACUGGAUAGGGAGGAGGAACUCUGGCGUCAAAAGUCUAGAGUUGAUUGGUUGCAGCAGGGCGAUCGUAACACCAAGUUCUUCCAUUUGACUACCAUUCAGCACCGUAGUCAGAACAGAAUUUUGAAGUUGAGGGCACCCGAUGGCGGUUGGAUUCAUGAUGAGGGGGAAAUUUAUGAUUUGAUGAUUGGGUACUAUCAGGAGAUCUUCAAGUCCGAGGGGUUAGAGCCCUUGGCUCUUAACCAGGUGCUCACAUCCAUCCAACCGGGGGUAAACGAUGACAUGAACUCUCUUUUAUGUGCCAUGCCAACCAUUGAUGAAAUGUGCAUGGCCUUGUUUGCUAUGGCUCUGCUUAAAGCACCUAGCCCGGUUGGGUUGCCCCCGGUGUUUUUUCAGAAAUAUUAG
Molecule: messenger RNA, 1143 nt
Organism: Telopea speciosissima
Lineage: Eukaryota; Viridiplantae; Streptophyta; Magnoliopsida; Proteales; Proteaceae
Exons: 2
Coding region: 1-1143 (380 amino acids)
Molecular function (GO): catalytic activity
Source: RefSeq, a predicted model, not a curated record